This is a messenger RNA of Manis javanica (Malayan pangolin), 4972 nucleotides long. RefSeq names its product STE20 like kinase (gene SLK). Gene Ontology annotation, biological process: protein phosphorylation. Gene Ontology annotation, molecular function: protein binding; ATP binding; protein serine/threonine kinase activity. NCBI's taxonomy places the organism in Eukaryota, Metazoa, Chordata, Mammalia, Pholidota, Manidae. The record is from RefSeq and is a predicted model, not a curated record.
GCAAGGCAGCGGCGGCGCCCCAGAGCCCAGGGAACGCGCGGGCCUCGCGCCGCGGGAGCGGACGCUGCGGAGCCGACCCGGGGCUCGCAGCCCGAGGCAGGGGAGCGCGGCCUGCCGACUGCCCGCCCAACAGGCCGCCGUCCUUAAGUGCGAGGAACUCUGUUGGGAGGAAAGAUGUCCUUCUUCAAUUUCCGUAAGAUCUUCAAGUUGGGGAGCGAGAAGAAGAAGAAGCAGUAUGAACAUGUGAAGAGGGACUUGAACCCCGAGGAGUUUUGGGAAAUUAUAGGAGAAUUGGGCGACGGAGCUUUUGGGAAAGUGUACAAGGCCCAGAAUAAGGAGACCAAUGUUUUAGCUGCUGCAAAGGUGAUCGACACAAAAUCUGAAGAAGAACUUGAAGAUUACAUGGUCGAGAUUGAUAUAUUAGCAUCUUGUGAUCACCCAAAUAUAGUCAAACUUCUGGAUGCCUUCUAUUAUGAGAACAAUCUUUGGAUCCUCAUUGAAUUCUGUGCUGGCGGAGCUGUGGAUGCUGUAAUGCUUGAACUAGAGAGACCAUUAACUGAGUCCCAAAUACAAGUAGUUUGUAAACAGACUUUAGAAGCUUUGAACUACUUACAUGAUAAUAAAAUCAUCCACAGAGAUCUAAAAGCUGGAAACAUUCUUUUUACCUUAGAUGGAGAUAUUAAGUUGGCGGAUUUUGGAGUCUCAGCUAAAAACACAAGGACAAUUCAAAGGAGAGAUUCCUUUAUUGGUACACCAUAUUGGAUGGCUCCUGAAGUAGUCAUGUGUGAAACAUCUAAAGACAGACCCUAUGACUACAAAGCUGAUGUUUGGUCCCUGGGUAUCACUUUAAUAGAAAUGGCUGAGAUAGAACCACCUCAUCAUGAAUUAAAUCCAAUGCGAGUGCUGCUAAAAAUAGCGAAAUCUGAGCCCCCUACAUUAGCACAACCAUCAAAAUGGUCUUUACAUUUUAAGGACUUCCUAAAGAAAUGCUUAGAAAAGAAUGUGGAUUCCAGGUGGAAUACAUCCCAGCUACUGCAGCAUCCCUUUGUUACUGUUGAUACCAACAAACCAAUCCGAGAGCUGAUUGCUGAGGCAAAGGCUGAAGUAACAGAAGAAGUUGAAGAUGGCAAAGAGGAAGAUGAUGAUGAGGAAACAGAAAAUUCUCUGCCAAUUCCUGCAAGUAAGCGUGCUUCCUCUGACCUUAGUAUUGCCAGCUCUGAAGAAGAUAAACUUUCUCAAAAUGCUUGCAUUUUGGAAUCUGUCUCAGAAAAAAUAGAACGUAAUACUGCUGAAGAUAAAUUUAAUAGCAAAGUUGUUAAUGAAAAACCCACCACUGAUGAACCUGAAAAGGCUGCAGAGGAUAUUAAUGAACAUGAUACUGACCUAGAAACUGUGGGUGAGCUCCGUAAUAGAAAGACAGUAAUCAAGGAAAAUGGAAGGGAGGAGAAGAGACUCAAGCUUGGAAAUCUGCAUGACACGGAAGACCAAGAAACAGUGGACAUUGAUUUAGUAAGUGAAGGAAAAGAGGAUAAUAUAAUAACUUUAGAAACAAAUAUUAAACAAAAUCUGAAACCUGAUGAAGAAAGGGAUCAGGAAAAGCAACAGAUAUUUGAAAAGGUAAUAAAAUCUGAAGAAAUUAAAGAUACUGCUAUUCAAACAAUGGAUUUAGUUUCUCAAGAGACUGGAGAAAAAGAGGCAGAUAUUCAGGCAAUUGAAAAUAAAGAUGACCUUACAAAGGAAGAGGCACAAGAGAAAUUGGAAAAAGAUGACAAAGCUCAAAAAGAUAUGAUCAGCGAUACGACCAGUGUGAUGGGAACAGAUGAGGCAGUAGAUGUUGCUCAGAAGGUAUUUGAAAAUGCUCAAAGCAAUGAUGAUAAAGAAGCUGUUGAAGUAGAUCAGAAAUUAGAAAGUAAGCCUGUGGUGGGUCCUGAGGUUGGUGGAACUGAGAAAGUUCCUGUUAAAGAAAUGGUUGAAACCGCUGGCAUAGAUCAAAAAUCUGUAGAAGGUAAAGGUGAGGAACAAUUAGUCAACAGUUCAGAGAACAUAGUGGAGACCAGUGAGGAACCCCAAACAAAUGAAGUUGAGGAACUUACUGAGUCAAGUAGCACUGAAGAAAUAGAGGUCAGACGUGCAGUGAUUCAUACUGACCAAAAGGCUUUGGGAAGUGAAACUCAGGAUGCUCAGAAAGCUGGUACUCAGAUCGAUACAGAGCCAGAAGAAAUUCCGGGUGAAGUGCCAAUUAAAACAGAACCUCAAGUUACUGCCGCUUCACAGCCCACUGAACCUCAGCCUGUUCCAAUACCCAGUAUUAAUAUCAACUCUGAAGAUGCAGAAAAUAAAGGGGAAAUAGGUGCUUUAUCAAAAACUGAAACCAUGGUGCUUCCAGAAUCUCAGAAUCAAAAGGAAAAUGAUGCUGAUUCAGGCACUGGCUCCACUGCUGAUAAUAGCAGCAUUGACUUGAAUUUAUCCAUCUCUAGCUUCUUAAGCAAAACUAAAGACAGUGGAUCAAUAUCUUUACAAGAAACAAGAAGACAAAAGAAAACAUUGAAGAAAACACGCAAAUUUGUUGUUGAUGGUGUAGAAGUGAGUGUAACAACAUCAAAGAUAGUUACAGAUAGUGAUUCCAAAACUGAAGAACUGAGAUUUCUUAGACGUCAGGAACUUCGGGAAUUAAGAUUUCUUCAAAAAGAAGAGCAAAGAGCCCAACAACAGCUUAAUAGCAAACUGCAACAACAACGAGAACAAAUUUUCCGGCGCUUUGAGCAAGAAAUGAUGAGCAAAAAGCGACAAUAUGAUCAAGAAAUUGAGAAUCUAGAAAAACAGCAGAAACAGACUAUUGAACGUCUAGAACAAGAACACACAAAUCGCUUGCGAGAUGAAGCAAAACGCAUUAAAGGGGAACAGGAGAAAGAGUUGUCCAAAUUUCAGAAUAUGUUAAAGAAUCGAAAGAAGGAGGUUAUAAAUGAAGUGGAGAAAGCACCCAAAGAGUUGAGGAAAGAGCUCAUGAAACGCAGGAAAGAGGAGCUUGCACAAAGCCAGCAUGCUCAGGAACAAGAGUUUGUUCAGAAGCAGCAACAGGAGUUAGAUGGCUCUCUGAAAAAGAUCAUCCAACAGCAGAAAGCAGAGUUAGCCAAUAUUGAAAGAGAAUGCCUGAAUAACAAACAACAGCUCAUGAGAGCACGAGAAGCUGCAAUUUGGGAGCUUGAAGAACGACACUUACAAGAAAAACACCAGCUGCUAAAACAGCAACUUAAAGAUCAGUAUUUCAUGCAAAGACAUCAGUUGCUUAAGCGCCAUGAGAAGGAAACAGAACAAAUGCAGCGGUACAAUCAACGACUUAUUGAGGAAUUGAAAAACAGACAGACUCAAGAAAGAGCAAGACUGCCUAAGAUUCAGCGCAGUGAAGCCAAGACUCGAAUGGCCAUGUUUAAGAAAAGUUUGAGAAUUAACUCAACAGCCACACCAGAUCAGGAUCGUGACAAAAUUAAACAGUUUGCAGCUCAAGAAGAAAAGAGGCAGAAAAAUGAGAGAAUGGCUCAGCAUCAAAAACAUGAAAAUCAAAUGCGGGAUCUUCAGUUGCAGUGUGAAGCCAAUGUCCGAGAACUGCAUCAGCUGCAGAAUGAAAAAUGCCAUCUAUUGGUUGAGCAUGAGACUCAGAAACUAAAGGAGUUAGAUGAGGAACACAGCCAAGAAUUAAAGGAAUGGAGAGAGAAAUUGAGACCUAGGAAAAAGACACUGGAAGAAGAGUUUGCCAGGAAACUGCAGGAGCAGGAAGUGUUCUUUAAAAUGACCGGGGAGUCUGAAUGCCUUAACCCAUCAACACAGAGCCGGAUUUCCAAAUUCUAUCCUAUUCCUAGCUUGCAUUCCACUGGAUCAUAACAAAGGGGAGCAUUCUGGUGUUGGGUUUGACUUUUUAAAUAUGUCUGUCUGUUCUCUUCAUCUGUGUUCUCUUCAUCUGCCACAGUCUAUAUAAGAGAGCUCUCAAAGACAAUCACCUGCCUCACCUUCUAGGUGUUCUUUGUCCUAUUUGUUUAGCAAAGAUGAAGGGAGACAAAGUAAGAGAUGCUAGGCUAUGUGGACAGAGUAGCAUCUUGUAGUAAUUCCCUAAGGUGAUUUUGUAUAUUAGUCUUAAGAUUGGUGUUCUUUACACACUGUUACCUGAAAAACUGUUAAGAGAUAAAAUGUUUAAAGUUAUUUAAAAGAACACUGUUAUGUUACUAAGUGUCAGUAAAUAUCUUUUUACCUGACCUGAUUUCUCAAUGAUGCGCAAAUUCUAUAGUGAAACUCUGCUGUGGAGAUUUGGAAUCAAUUCUCAUGGAAAAGUUAUGAGUUGUGCAAAAUAUAUUGAUGCAGUAAAUAAAUCUGUUUCAUCUUUAAAUAGUAACAAACUUUUAAAAGAGAAAAAUUAUUUCAAUACCCUUUCUAAAAUAAUUACCUAAGUAUGAAAUAAAAUAAGGGUGCUAGUAUUAUUAAAAUAGUUCUUAAAAACACUAAAUUUCAAUUGAGUACAAAAUAUAGAUUUUCUUUUUUGAUUCAAGGGACAAAACAUCCUUAGCAUUAAAUAUUAUUGUUUUUAAAUCUUAUUCCAAUUAGCAUUUGGUAGAAAUUUUCAUCUUAAAAUAUAUAGUUUACAAAGUUGGAGAGAUGAAAAAAAAAGGUAGCUUUUUAGAUGUCCAAAUUGGAAAAGUAAAACUCACCAAAUUAAAAGAAAUACAGAUUUAGCCACCCCAGCCUAUUUCCUAAAAUAAUACCUGAGUUGAUUAAAUGACUUCUCGCAUCUUAGCAAAUUCUGUUUAAAACUCUGUCAGAGGGCUACAGGCUCUGCGUUAUAUAUAUAAGUGUAUUUUCUGAAAUUAACCUUAAAUGAAGCAUUUUUUCACAAUAUUUUUUUAAAAGGAAUCUAAAUAUUUAGGCAAAUGUCAGAAAUGACUUUUGUUAUUUUGAAAUAAAGUCACUCGUAUUUUGGUUUUAA